AUGCGUUUCUCACCGAAGAGACGGCCGUGGCAACCAGACCAUCGGCUCGUUAGGCUUCUACUGCUCAUUCUACUAUCGAAGAUCUCGAUACCGGUGAAUUGUCUCGCCGUGGACGACGUCUACGACGAAAGCAUCAACGAGAUGGCGAACGCGACCGUCGUCCUCGGAACGUUCGAGACGGAUCCGCCUCUCCCAGUCACGGAGGCAGCGGCGGCGGCGGAAGACGUUGACGACUGCGCACCGUGCCUCUGCAAGUGGUCGGGAGGGAAACAGACUGCAGAUUGUGCUGGCGCUCAACUUGUUGAGGUGCCUCGGGGCCUUCGCGCGGAAACUCAGGUGGUCAACCUCACUGGCAACGCGCUGACCGUGCUGGGGUCACGAGAGUUCCACAGUAAAGGAUACUCGAGUCUCCAGAGGAUUUUCGUAUCUCAUUGCCACCUGACGCAGGUUGCUGCUGAUACGUUCUAUCUGUUGACGAACCUUGUGGAACUAGAUCUGAGCUUCAACCGACUUCAAAGUGUUCCUAGCCAAGCUCUUUCAGACUGUACCAGCCUCCGGAGGCUUUCAUUGAUCCACAACCCGAUUGAAACUCUCCAUGACGACGCUUUCCGAGGACUGUCACGACUGGGCACGUUGGAGCUGAGCCAUUGUCAACUGCACACCGUUGAAACAUUAGCGUUUCGCGGUUUGCGGGGUCUGGAGUUCCUUCGAAUGGCGCACAACCGCCUUUCGAGACUACAGUCGGCCGCCCUGACCGACCAACUUCCCACGCAGCUCUAUGGAGUGAACCUCGAGGAAAACCCCUGGGUUUGCGACUGCGAGUUGCGUCAUCUCCGUCAAUGGAUGUUAGACAACAACAUUCCUCUAUCGGCUCCACCGAAGUGCCAGAACCCACCUCGACUUCAAGGUAUAUCUUGGAGUGCGUUAUCGAUGGACGAUCUCGCAUGCGCACCGGAGCUAUCGUCCGUGCCUUCAUCGGUGAAAGCGGUCGAAAUGGAAAAUGCCACCAUCCGUUGUGAAGUCGACUCGGAGCCCCCGUCGUCAACCGACAUUGCUUGGUCGCUCAACGGUCGCCAGAUCCGCAAUAUGUCUCUAAUGUCGUUCGGACGUCAACUGUAUGUUAUUAGCGAAGAGGAAUCGCUCGGCAGGGUAAAAACCAGCGUAUUGACUAUAGUGAACGUGUUCAUCAAGGAUGCAGGAACAUACGUCUGCACCGGGUCCAAUCGCGCCGGCAAAGUUACGGCCAAUGUCACGUUGUACGUCCUGCCCAGGGAAGAGUUCGGCCCGUUGACAGCGGUCGAGAUCGUGGGAGUUACCGUCGGUUUCGUGCUGACGUGCACCGUCAUGCUGGCUGCUGUCUACAUGGUGAUGCAGCAGUACGCCAGAUAUUGCGAAGAACGUGCGGUUUCGUCGUCCGACGACGACGUGGAUCGGAAGGAAACGAAGUCUUGCAACAGAAAAUCCGAUGUUGCUGCAGCCGCGGCCGCUGCGACCAAAUCGAAUUAUGAAACCGUGGUCGCCGUGAAUCGGAGGCACGUCAGCGUUGACCUCCUCGACGGAGCCCAAGCAUUCACCGAGCUCGGGCUGACUUUAUGUCCUUCGGUGAAAACAUGCUCAAAAGCCACGCCGGCGACAACUUCGAGCGUCCUCGAAUUCGAUACGGUGUUGGUCGAGGCGAUCGCCUCGGAACUCGAGGAGAAAAUUGCAUCUCGACUCAUCGGGAACCUCGCGCUGACAAAUAAUAGGAGAGACAUGCUCGAUGAAGAGAACGUCCCGCCCCCGGCUCCGAGGAGUGCAAACGAGUCCGGCGUGGCCGCAACCAAUCGGCAGAUGGCCGAAUGA
Messenger RNA from Galendromus occidentalis (western predatory mite), 1842 nucleotides. RefSeq names its product immunoglobulin superfamily containing leucine-rich repeat protein-like. The coding region runs from base 1 to 1842 and encodes 613 amino acids. Lineage: Eukaryota; Metazoa; Arthropoda; Arachnida; Mesostigmata; Phytoseiidae. Gene Ontology annotation, molecular function: protein binding. The transcript has 5 exons. The record is from RefSeq and is a predicted model, not a curated record.